Messenger RNA from Thyridium curvatum, 846 nucleotides. RefSeq lists its product as uncharacterized. Gene Ontology annotation, biological process: 'de novo' IMP biosynthetic process. The coding region runs from base 1 to 846 and encodes 281 amino acids. The record is from RefSeq and is a predicted model, not a curated record. The transcript has a single exon. Gene Ontology annotation, molecular function: formyltetrahydrofolate deformylase activity. Lineage: Eukaryota; Fungi; Ascomycota; Sordariomycetes; Thyridiales; Thyridiaceae.
AUGGCGACCAACAACGACCACGUCCUGACCUUCACGUGCCCGGACAAGCCGGGCAUCGUGCACGCGGUGACGGGCCUGCUGGCGGCCAACAACCUCAACAUCCUGGACCUGCAGCAGUUCAGCGACCCGACCUCGCAGAGAUUUUUCAUGCGGGUCCAUUUCGGCCCCACCGAGAGCACCGAGCACCUGCGGGCCGCCCUCGACGCCCUCGAGCUGGCCAUGGACUACGAGCUCCGGCCCGUCGCCCGCAAGACCCGCGUGCUCAUCAUGGUCUCCAAGAUCGGCCACUGCCUCAACGACCUGCUCUUCCGCGCCCAGUCCGGCCAGCUGCCCAUCGACAUCCCCCUCGUCGUCUCCAACCACCCGGACUUCCGGCCCAUGGUCGAGGGCCACGGCAUCCAGUUCCGCCACCUGCCCGUCACCAAGGACACCAAGGCCGACCAGGAGCGCCAGGUGCUCGACCUCGUCCGCGAGCACGACGUCGAGCUCAUCGUGCUGGCCCGCUACAUGCAGGUCCUGUCGCCGACCCUGUGCGAGGCCAUGUCCGGCCGCAUCAUCAACAUCCACCACAGCUUCCUGCCCUCCUUCAAGGGCGCCAAGCCCUACCACCAGGCCUACGACCGCGGCGUCAAGAUCAUCGGCGCCACCGCCCACUUUGUCACGGCCGACCUCGACGAGGGCCCCAUCAUCGAGCAGCGCAUCGCCCGCGUCGACCACAGGUCCAGCCCCAAGCAGCUCACCGAGGAGGGCUCCAACGUCGAGAGCCAGGUCCUGGCCGCCGCCGUCAAGUGGUACGCCGAGAGGCGGCUGUUCAUCAACAAUGCCAAGACUGUCGUCUUUAGCUGA